Molecule: messenger RNA, 1473 nt
Organism: Aspergillus puulaauensis
Lineage: Eukaryota; Fungi; Ascomycota; Eurotiomycetes; Eurotiales; Aspergillaceae
Product: pepsin-like aspartic protease
Exons: 1
Coding region: 1-1473 (490 amino acids)
Biological process (GO): proteolysis
Molecular function (GO): aspartic-type endopeptidase activity
Source: RefSeq, a predicted model, not a curated record
AUGCGUCUCUCACUAUGUCUUCUUUCUGCAGCCUAUCUUUCCACAGGCGUCAAUGCCUUCAUUCCAUACAGCUUUAAGGUGAAGACGAUCCCCCGCCGUUCCUCCAUUUCCUCCGGUGACACCCCGGAACGUCGGUUUGUGCCAGUGAAGUUGCUUUCAGGCGAUAUUGGUCAUGACGAGGAGGAAGACUCGAGUUCCUCGGACGACAGCCCUUUGGCGCUGGAUAUCGAAAACUCCAACGUUCGCCGUGACAACAUCUACAAGGUUGUUUUAGCCGAUAAACCCUCGUCACCAAACACAGUCGCUCUCAACCAAGAUGGCAUGGACUACUCAUACUUUUCGACCGUGAAUGUCGGUACCCCCGGACAACCAGUAUGGAUGAUGUUGGAUACAGGGGGUGCGAAUACUUGGUUGUUCGGUUCGGAUUGCACGGCCCAGCCUUGUCAAAUGCACAAUACGUUUGGCGAUGAAAGCUCCUCGACCGUUGAGCCGACAAAGGAAACAUUUGAAGUGGGAUACGGUUCGGGCAAAGUUAGUGGAAACCUCGUCAAGGACCACUUGACCAUCGCCAACAUCAAUGUGGAAAUGACCUUUGGACUGGCCAACAAUGCCACCGAUGACUUCCGGGAUUAUCCUAUAGACGGUAUCCUUGGACUCGGUCGCUCCAAUGACACCUCAAUGGGCGACAGGCCGGUAUUUAUGGACCUUGUCACCAAGCAGGAGAACCUCGAGUCGAACAUUGUUGGUUUCCACAUGUCGCGCAACUCGGACGGAAAAAAAGACGGAACCGUUACAUUUGGCGGGGUGGAUAAGAACAAGUUCAAGGGGGACAUUGUGUACACCGAUGUCGAAGAAUCAAGCAUCCAUUGGAGCAUUCCGUUGGAAGACGUGAGCAUUGACGGCAAAUCCUGGGGUCUCAGUAACAAAAAUGCCAUCAUUGACACGGGGACAUCAUACUCGUUGAUUCCUCCGAAAGAUGCAGAGGCAUUGCAUAAACUCAUUCCCGGUUCCAAGAAACUGUCAGAGGAGAAUUAUCUUGUCCCGUGCGACUCGACAGUCGACAUACAAUUUCACUUCUCGGGAGUGGGCUACAGCAUGUCUCCCAAGGAUUAUAUUGGCUCUGAACUAGAGUCUGGCGAUGGCUGCGUCUCGACUCUCAUCGCUCAAGCCAUGUUUGGAGACGACCUCAUGAUCCUAGGCGACACAUUCCUCAAAAAUGUCUACUCGGUCUUUGAUUAUGACAAUGACCGCAUUGGCUUUGCCCAACUUCCUGACUCUCCUACACCUGGAACAAACACCACCUCCACGGCGUCAGCUGCCACGCCCACAGACACAUUCUCUUCCGAUUCCACCGAUACAUCCAAUCCUACCGACACCUCCGCCGACUUCACUGGCGCCGGAACACCUGCUUUUAGGGUUCCCAGUUACGGCUGGCCUGCUUUGGCCACUCUUCUAUUCUUGUCUUAUAUUUAG